CAGCUGCCAGACCUAGUGGAGAACAAUCCGAUGGUGGCGAUCUCAGUCCUGCUGAAGCUCAUCAACUCGGCACACAUCACCGAGUACUUUACUGUGCUAGUCAACAUGGAGAUGUCGCUGCACUCCAUGGAGGUCGUCAACAGGUUGACGACGUCAGUGGACUUACCAGUGGACUUCGUGUACCUAUAUAUCAGCAACUGCAUCUCGACGUGCGAGACCAUCCGCGACCGCUACAUGCAGAACCGCCUCGUGCGCCUCGUCUGCGUGUUCCUGCAGUCGCUCAUCCGGAACAAGAUCAUCAACGUGAAGGAAAUAUUCAUCGAAGUGGAAGCGUUCUGCAUAGAGUUCAGCCGGAUCCGGGAAGCGGCCGCUCUCUUCCGACUGCUGAAGCAACUGGACUCUGGAGACGCUCUCACGCACAAGGAGCCCAAGGACAACUAGCGACAUCGCACCAAGAUCUUCUAUCGGACGCGGUAGUGGCAUACCCUAAAGCCUGGUCCGUGAGUACGUAGAAUCCCGUCCAAUGACCCCAAGCUACCCAUCCUUAUCACUCGCA
Messenger RNA from Ostrinia furnacalis (Asian corn borer), 556 nucleotides. RefSeq names its product CCR4-NOT transcription complex subunit 11 (gene Not11). Gene Ontology annotation, cellular component: CCR4-NOT complex. The record is from RefSeq and is a predicted model, not a curated record. NCBI's taxonomy places the organism in Eukaryota, Metazoa, Arthropoda, Insecta, Lepidoptera, Crambidae. The transcript is spliced from 3 exons. Bases 31 to 441 code for a protein of 136 amino acids.